CUGCGCUCCUUAGAAAUAGAUCUGCGGGGCAGAGCAAGCAAACGCCACUGUAGGGAAAUAAAAACAGGCUGCAGGUCCCGACGGAGACGAGCUGGACUGACCCUGAGCUGGACCGGAUUGGUGUUUUUUUCCCCCCUUGGUUGUCUGAGAUCACACACUAGCUGGAGGAUCGCUUUCUCCUGGCCCCGGAUUGAGUUAUUGGCUUGGAUCGCAGCUCGGUUUUGAAAGAGAAAGCCCUCAGUGGAUUUGAACCUGCGCACUUGUCUUUGCCAUCGUGGAUGCAUCUGCCCGAUCCGCUUGAAUAACUCCAGCGGAUUACCAUUUAUUUCUCCCACUUGUGUUUUUUAUUUAUUUAUUAUUUUUUUAAUGAAUCGCAAUCAGGAAGCUAUGCUGGUUCUGGCUGUGAUCGCUAUGGCCGUGCUGUCAGAUGCAGGUCUGUCGGUGGAGGUGUUUCGUGCAGGGGUGGCCCCUCGCUGUGAGAGCCGGGCCUGUAACCCCCGCAUGGGCAACCUGGCUCUGGGCCGCCGGGUCCUCACCCAAACCGUCUGUGGCAACAACGGCACCGAGCUUUACUGCUCCUACCCCGACCCCCAGGCCUGCAGUGCCACCAAGUGCUCCAAGUGCAACGCCGGUCUGCCCCUGCUGGCCCACCUGGCCGGCGCCAUGGCGGACUCGUCCUUCCGCCACCCCAACACCUGGUGGCAGUCAGCCGAAGGGGUCGAGUCCGAGAUCGUGCAGCUGGACCUGGAGGCCGAGUUCUACUUCACACACCUCAUCGUGGUCUUCCGCUCUCCCCGGCCCGCCGUCAUGACACUGGAGCGCUCGCAGGACUUCGGGCGAACGUGGAAGACGCUGCAGUAUUAUGCCAGCAACUGCAGCGCCACCUUUGGUCUAGAGGAGGGAAAGGUGGGCGCAGGCCAUGAUGGAGCGUCUUGUACCUCCAAAUAUUCCGGGGCCUAUCCCUGCAUCCGUGGAGAGGUGAUCUACCGUGCCCUCCCCCAGUGGGAGUCCCUGGACCCGUUCGGGGUGGAGGCCCAGCAGCAGCUGAGGGUGACCAACAUCCGCAUUCGCCUGCUCAAGCACCAGUCGUGUCCCUGCCAGGCCAAAGACCCCGCCUCCGCAAAUGAUGCCCCUCCUACCCGCCACUUCGCCAUCUAUGACCUCAUAGUCAAGGGAAGCUGCUUCUGCAAUGGACAUGCCGAGCAGUGUGUCCCCGCACCGGGGUACCGUCCCGUCAGAGACAGGACCAACCACGUGGUCCAUGGGAAGUGUGUGUGUCGACACAACACUGCAGGUGAUCACUGCGAGCACUGUGCUGCACUCUACAACGACCGGCCCUGGCAGCCCGCUGAUGGACUGACAGGAGCGCCGCACGAAUGUCGGAAGUGCAAAUGUAACGGACACGCUCAGAGCUGCCGUUUUGAUUGGACGGUGUGGCGCGAGUCGGGCCAGCGCAGCGGAGGUGUGUGUGACUGUCUGCACAACACCGACGGGCAGCAGUGUCAGAGCUGUAAGGCCGGCUUCUACAGAGACCCCCACCGGCCACACACUGCCCCGGACUCCUGCAAACCAUGCAAUUGUCAUCCCUUGGGCUCCAUGCCCUUUCACUUGGCUGACGGCUCGCUCUGUGACCCGUCCAAUGGAAACUGCAUCUGCAAGCCAGGAGUGGGCGGAGCCCACUGCGACAGGUGCAUGGUGGGAUACUGGGGCUUUCAUGAGUACGGUUGCCGUCCGUGUGACUGUGCAGGAGACUGCGACCCCUUCACUGGAGACUGUAUGUUUGGCUCUGACCUAGAUCUGUACAACUUAGAGGGAAACUCCAGUGAACCAGUCAGGAUCUUCAGAGCAGAUGAGCUUUUCUCUGCCCUCCACUAUUCAGAGAAGUGUGAGUGUAAAGAGCAAGUGUUGGCCAACAGUAAACUCUUCUGCACAAUGAAUUAUGCAUACGUGUUAAAGGUGAAGGUGCUGUCCGCCCAUGAUAAAGGCUCCCACGCUGAGGUGGAGGUCAAAGUUCAGAAGGUGCUCAGUCAGGACACCAAGGUGAAGAUCCAGCGGGGUCGAGUCACCCUUUACCCCGAGUCCUGGACUGCACGGGGCUGCACCUGCCCCAUCCUCAACCCAGGGGUGGAAUACUUGGUGGCGGGACAUACAGACCGCAAACAGAGUCGCCUUGUGGUCAACAUGAAAAGCUUCGUCAAGCCCUGGAGAGCCAGCCUGGGGCGCAAAGUGCUCACGCUACUCAAGAAAGACUGCAACUGGUAGACGGACGGAGGAGAAACACUGCAGGACAGACAGAUGGAGGGAGAGGGGGAAAGGAACUGAGAGGAACAAGGCAAUGCCGAGGAUUUGGGUUCUCUUGUUCUCCCGGAUGUGGAUUGGUUGGAUCAAACGG
This is a messenger RNA of Myripristis murdjan (pinecone soldierfish), 2392 nucleotides long. It is a transcript of the gene ntn4, whose product is annotated as netrin 4. The record is from RefSeq and is a predicted model, not a curated record. The transcript has 10 exons. Bases 367 to 2262 code for a protein of 631 amino acids. NCBI's taxonomy places the organism in Eukaryota, Metazoa, Chordata, Actinopteri, Holocentriformes, Holocentridae. Gene Ontology annotation, biological process: axon guidance; tissue development; substrate adhesion-dependent cell spreading. Gene Ontology annotation, cellular component: laminin trimer. Gene Ontology annotation, molecular function: protein binding.